Penicillium coprophilum is the source of this 243-nucleotide messenger RNA. RefSeq lists its product as uncharacterized. NCBI's taxonomy places the organism in Eukaryota, Fungi, Ascomycota, Eurotiomycetes, Eurotiales, Aspergillaceae. The coding region runs from base 1 to 243 and encodes 80 amino acids. The record is from RefSeq and is a predicted model, not a curated record. The transcript is spliced from 2 exons.
AUGGAUUUCCUACUAUUGCUGUUCCUGGUAUUCUUUGCACCCCUGCUCCUCUUUAUUGCAUGGCUUGCAGCUUCAUCCUGCCUAGGAAAUCGCUUCCGUUCAAUCCGACCAGGGUUGGAUGGAUACGGAGCGAGCUACCUGCGCACAAUGGCCAAUUCGGGUCCUGCUAUGUCCGAGCAGAUUGAGAUGGACGAAAUGCUAGCAGAACCCGGGACUCAACGCCACUUUGAGGAGGACGAUUGA